GAGCACGACUGCACGAGCACGAGCACAUGUUCAGAGCACCACUCUCCCCAGUCCAGACCUACUCCAUUCUCAGACCAGUAUCGUUGACCCCUCCUCCUCCUCCUCCUCCUCCUCUCGCUCUUGGAUCUGACCCUGCUUAGCCGCCGCCGACUCUGCGGAGGCGGCAGCAGCGACGUGGGAGGAGAGAGUACUGGUGAAGACACUGAAGCAGCAGCUGCAGGGAGAGAAGCACCGGGCGCCAUGGCGGAGACGGCGCUGGGCAUGGCCACCACACUGGUGGGCAGCGCGCUCCGCGUCGCCUCAUCAGCAGCAAAGGAGGAGGAUGAGCCUGCUGCUUGGGGUGCACGACCACAUCUGGAAAUUUCGUGAGGAUUAACGUGGAAGCUGCAAAAGGAGACUUUAAUUAGAUUCACACACCUGCAUUGCACACUCUUUGGAACUGGUUUUUGACCUGUUGAUUUCACCGGCUUAUGCCGAUGCUUAUGCUGAUUUGUUGUGAGGGAAAACCACUGUUUGUUCGCUGAAAAGUACUGCUGAUGUAGUGCUCCAGAGUGUUCAUCAGCGAUGAGCUAAAGAUGAUGCAAGCCUUCCUCAGAGCAGCUGAUGGAGCACGUGAGAACAUUGGGGUGUUGAAGGCGUAUUCGGAGCUGAUCCGUGAUUUGGCCUAUGACAUUGAAGAUAGCCUAGAGGAGUUCAUGGUGUUUAUCAAGAACAAGAGCCUUGUGAAACAACUUCUCAGCUUACGUGAGCGUCAUCGCAUUGCUGUCCAGAUACGCACUCUCAAACUAAGAGUCCAGGAGGUGAGCCAAAGGAACACAAGGUACAAUGCAAUCAAGCUCACACCAUCCACCUCCACUAAUGUGAUAGGUGACACAGAGUUCACCCGGAAUUUCACAGCUCUAAAUGUUGAGGAAGCCCAGCUUGUUGGUUUGGAUGAGCCAAAGAAGAAACUGAUGGAAUUAAUAGGCAUAUUGGAUGAACCCAAGGAACAUGAAUCCUCCAAUACUGGUCCAAGAGUGGUAUCCCUUGUUGGGAUGGGUGGCAUUGGCAAGACAACUCUCACGAAGAAGGUGUUUGAUAGCAACGAUCUUAGUGACAAGUUUGGCACUCGUGCUUGGAUCACAGUGUCACAGUCAUUCGAGCAAAAGGAGAUUUUUAAGGAGAUGGUGAAGCACCUCUUUGGAGCUGAGUUAUUGCAUAAGCUCUUAGAAGAUCAUCAAGGGCAACAGGUAUUGGAAGUACAUCUUGCUGACUACCUAUCCAAACGACUAAAGGAAACAAGUACCUUAUUGUUUUGGAUGAUGUUUGGACCAUUGAUGCAUGGAAUCGAAUUAAGGUUACUUUUCAAGAUAGUGGUAAGGAUGAUAGUUGUGUGGUAGUGACUACAAGGAAUCAAACAUUAGCUAAAUACUGUAGUCCCCCAUCACACAUCCACCAACCUGACUUCCUAGGGAAAGAAGAGGCUAGAACCUUGUUUCUGAAAAAGACAAACAGAAGUCUUGAUGAACUGGAGAAAGGUGACAAAACCAAAGGAAUUGUUGAAAAAAUAUUGAAUAAAUGUGGUGGACUACCACUUGCCAUUUUGACAAUUGGAGCCGUACUUGCCAAUAAGGACACUGAGGAGUGGGAGAAUAUAUACAUGCAACUCCCCUGGGAUCUUGCAAACAAUCCAAGCCUUGAUGCGCUAAGGCGAGUGGUUAGCCUUAGUUACAACCACUUGCCUUCGCGUCUCAAGCCUUGCUUUUUGCAUCUCAGUAUCUUUCCUGAAGAUUUUGAGAUUGAAAAGAAACACCUAGUGAAUAGGUGGGUAGCCGAAGGGUUGGUAGCAGAUGACACAACAACAAUAACACUUGAAGAAGUUGCUGAAAAUUACUUCUAUGAGCUCAUCAGCCGGAGCCUGAUUCAACCAUCUAAGUUAGAUAUACUGGGAAACGUGAAAACAUGCAGAGUUCAUGACAUUGUGCAUGAUAUUGCGGUGUCAAUCUCUAGGCAGGAGAACUAUGCAUUCAUACAUGGAGAACACACCUCCAACAUAUCAACAAGAGUAGGCAUCCGACAUCUAUCAUGUGUUGCUAGCAGGAAACUGAACACUGCUAUGGAUUUAAGCUGUGUCCGGUCUUUAACUGCGUUCAGUAAGCCUCUAGAGCUAAAAUCCUUAGUUUGGUCAUCCAAGUUCAAGAUGUUGAGGAUUCUGGAUUUAAAACAUGCUGGAUUUACGGCAAUCCAACAAGAUAUAAAAUACAUAGGGUUGUUGCUACACUUGAAGUACUUGCACUUUCCAAAGCGUAUAAAUAGUAGUGUUUAUGCACUUCCAAAGUCUAUAGGCAAUCUGCUUGGCUUACAGACUCUAGACCUACAAAGAUCAAGUGUUUCGACCCUACCAAUAGAAAUCACUAAGCUGCAUAACCUUCGCAGCCUUCGAUGUAGCAAGGUACCUAAUUAUGUUUAUUUCAAUCCAGCGCAACCUGCGACGGAGUGGUUCACGGAUGCCAUAGAAUGUUUAACGAGUGAGAGUGGUGCAACUGCUGACCUGCACAUGGCCUUGUCUAGUUGUUGGUCUAAUUCAUCCGGCAUUAAGUUGCCCAAAGGAGUGGGAAGAUUAAAAGAGCUACAAAUACUAGAGAAAGUGGAUAUCAAGCGAACAAGUCGGAAAGCAAUCAAGGAGCUAGGGGAACUAACUCAGCUGAGGAAGAUAAUUGUGAGAGGGAGAGGAGCCUCCAAGAAAAACUGCAAGGCAUUCUGUGAGGCUGCGCCAAAACUGUGCUCCCUCCGUUCCCUCAAUGUGAGUACCAUGGAGAGUAAAAAGGCAGCUGAGGCGCUGGAUGUGGUGGUUUCUUUUACAUCCCCUGUCCCUUCUCUUGAGCGUCUCAAAUUGAAGGGGCUUCUUCAGAAGAUACCUGCUUGGGUUGGUGAAUGUGAGAACUUGGUGAAGGUUGACUUAAAAUAUUGUCAGCUCAAGGAAUUGGUGGCCUUGGCUGAACUGCGCAACCUGGUACAGCUUCGUCUUAAAAAAGAUGCAUUCGAUGCAGAGAAUUUAGUGUUCCACGAGCAUGGAUUCCCAAAGCUCAGGAUCUUAAUCAUAAAGGAUCAUUAUGUAAUGGCACUGAAGGAGGUGACCUUUGAGUAGAGCUCCUCGCCCAACAUAGAAACAAUAGGCAUCUUCCAUUGCCAUUUGGAAGCAGGGAUCAAUGGUAUCAAACACCUUCCAAAAUUCAAGAAGAUUUGUAUUAACAACAAUGAUUUGGGGAAGCAAAGUAGCAUGUUACAAGAGGAAGUGGAGAAUCACACGAAUCACCCUGUGCUGCAAAUAAUUCCGGGCUCCGCUUUUGAUCCAGGACAGAAUUUGUACUCUUGAUCUGCCUUCACGUCUGCACAGUCCAAGCUCCUGCACAUCAUCAGCAGCAGGAGCCUCCCUUCUUCGUAAUCAUCACUCUGUUCAAUUAUAUAUGUGUCUCCUGCCCUGAGGACUGCUUCAAUUUGUAUCAUUGUGCCUUAUAAUACUCUUUGUGUGUAAUAUAAUCUGGACAGCAGACUUGUGUUCCA
Messenger RNA from Sorghum bicolor (sorghum), 3543 nucleotides. RefSeq names its product putative disease resistance RPP13-like protein 3. The transcript is spliced from 4 exons. Gene Ontology annotation, molecular function: ADP binding. Bases 1640 to 3127 code for a protein of 495 amino acids. Lineage: Eukaryota; Viridiplantae; Streptophyta; Magnoliopsida; Poales; Poaceae. Gene Ontology annotation, biological process: defense response to other organism. The record is from RefSeq and is a predicted model, not a curated record.